Messenger RNA from Rubroshorea leprosula, 1095 nucleotides. The record is from the annotation of a GenBank genome assembly. NCBI's taxonomy places the organism in Eukaryota, Viridiplantae, Streptophyta, Magnoliopsida, Malvales, Dipterocarpaceae.
UUGCGCUGUUUUCUUCCUUUUCUUCGGAUUUUCACAACCAACUGUUUUCUUUUCUUGUCUCCCUCUUUUCCUUGAUCCCUUUCUUUAUAAAUAGAUGCAACUCCAUGUACCUUCACUACUCCUUUAAUUAAUUUGCAUCAAACAAGUUUUUCUUUUAGCCAAACCCUUCUCUGUUUCUCUCUGUUUUUUCCCCUGUUUUUUCCCCUGUUUUCAGAUUCUUCAAUGGCUGAAAUUGAUUAUCGGAGCAAUAACUCCGAUAUGGUUACCGGUCACAGUACACCACUGAAGCUCUUUGGUUUCAGCAUUAUACAGGACGAAAUUAUGGGUAGUGAUUCAGCCAAGAAUUCAGCUGAAUCGCCGGAGUCAGAGACCGAGGCAGCAGCACGUAAAUAUGAGUGUCAGUACUGUUACCGUGAAUUUGCGAAUUCUCAAGCUCUAGGAGGUCACCAGAACGCCCACAAGAAGGAAAGAAAGCUACUCAAACGCGCGCAACACAUGCAAGCCUCUCGCGGCUUAUCCUCUCCGCAUAUGGUUCCGAGUUCCAUGAUCUCUGCGUUUGCGCCACCAACGAGCCUCUUUUCUCAGGCUGUGGUCCCAUCAGCACCUUGCCAGUCAUCAUUUUAUGUCUCGCGUGGCAGCACGGGUGGUCCUUUACAUCUGCUGCAUGGCGGAACGUAUCAUUGCGGAACCGCUCCAGGAAGGCGUCUCUAUGCCGGAGAAGGGGCAGAGGCCCUGGCGGGUGAUAUCAGGGGUCAUGUAGGGCUGUUUCCGGCGGGGAAGGGGUUCGCCGGAGACGACAGUAGGCGAAAGAUUGAAAAGGGGCUGGGGUUGGAUUUGCAUCUCAGUCUUGGGCCAGCGGUACCGUAAUUAAUUAGAACUCAAGGUUACAGUGGGACACUGGGACGAACCUAUAGAAUAGAUCCAUCCAAGGUCAUUGGGUUUUUGGUGAUACGCUAAUGGCUUGUUAGGCCCACUUUGAUGAGCAAAAAGCAAUUAAAUAUAUGUAUUUAUAUUUAUAUUUAUAUGCGUAUGCAUUUUGCUCAGUUUGAUCAAAUAUAGUAUGUAUUGAAGGUUUUCUGAUUUUAAUUUAUUAAC